Messenger RNA from Linum trigynum, 4519 nucleotides. NCBI's taxonomy places the organism in Eukaryota, Viridiplantae, Streptophyta, Magnoliopsida, Malpighiales, Linaceae. The record is from the annotation of a GenBank genome assembly.
UCAAUAUCCACAGCUAACUAUUAAUGGUUACUUGCUUUCUCUUAGAGAGUUUAAUAGAGUUUAAUGUAACACUCGCAUGCCUAGCUAUGCUCUAAGCAUUUGUUUUCUUUUUCACAAUAUCAUUUGCAGUUAUUUAUUAAAUCAACUUUGUUUCUAGAUUUCACUUCCUAAUUAUUCACUUCUUUCAUACCAACUUAUGAGAAUGCUAAAUAUAUUUUUCAUGUCUAAUCUAUUAAACAUAAAUUUUGCUUAUAACUUAAAUUCAAUGGUAUCCAUGUUAGGUUUGAUGUCACCAACAUAUUCUCCCAAUUUCUCCUAAAAGCAUAAUAUAUUGCGCUUGAUAUCAUAGUUUUGUUAGGUAAAGUUCAACAAACUCAAUCAAUAUUCGAACUCUUCGAAAUAGCUAUCUACAUGCGAAUAUGAAGUACUGGGUAGCUAAAACUCUACUUGAGUUAGUACAAUCUUUUGCGCUAUCGAUUCAAAAUUCAAUACAUGAUUAUCUUAGUACAAUUUAGUCAUACUAAUUGUGCAGUAGGGGACAUCUUAUCAAAAUCUUAAAGAAAGACUCUUUGAUUGAUCGCUUUAUUGAUGUAAUCAAUUAUACCAAAAUAGAAGUGAUCAAAUUUAUAAGAUGCACUCAAAGUUUGCUAUAAUUAUUGAGGUCAGCGGCAUGUUAGGCAUACGACGGUCAUUGGGCAUUUGUCUAUCUCUUAGCUCGACUAGACAUGCUUAGAAAUUAUAAUAAAAAUAGCAAUUUUAAUAAUAAUGAAUGAAAUAAUGGUUCUGAAGCAAUUUCAUACUUCAGUUCAAAUGAUUUAACAACAAACGAAAUAACUCUCAAGUUUAUAAAUUAUUUUCUUUUACCAAAUGAUAUAAUUCAUUCAUUCAUGAGAUGAAAUAGCUAAUUAUAAGCACUUCAAAUUUAAGUUAAAACUCUAUAUGAUGCAAUUGUUUGACGAAAUGAGUUUUAUAAUAGAGUGGUUAUAUCGAGAGAGGUCUCUAAGAAACAUGGUUUACUUUAUUAUUCCUUAGGUGGAUAUAAUAUCUAUCUUCAUCGUUACUUUUACAUUGGAUUCAAUUUAGUAUACUUUUUCAUUUAGAUAGAUUUGUUUAUGAUGUUCUAGGAUAUAAUAUAUCAUUAAUUAUGUUGGUGUAGGAUAUUACUUCCUCUCGUUUUAGGUUCAAAUUGAUGCAUUUUCCCCUUAACCGUUCCCUUUUAUUGGUUAAUAAUUUUUAUGAUAUUUUUCACUUUGAAAUAUCGUGAGCGGAAUCUAUACACAACAAUUUGUGUUUUUUCGCUUCCUCUUCUCUUGGUUAGAUAUUGUGUCCAUAUUGAUUCCUAUAUUGAUUAUCAAAUUACUACUUUUUUGUUCUUUUUUCUGAUGCAAGAUAUGAUUUUAUGCUUGAUAAUAUAGAUUUAUUUUUCAAGCUUGAGAGUAGGUUGUCAACCCGCGGGUCAACCCCUGGGUCGACCCACUUUGACCCUGACCCGGUGAGAAAAACUGGCUGCACACACCUGCCGAGUCGACCGCUACAAGGUAUCGGGUUAGAGGUCAAAUUGUGUCAUUUUUUCUUUGGUUUGCGAAAUGCGCCUAUUUUCCGAUUUCUUUUCCCCUAACUCAAUCUUUUGAAUCCUAAGUUGAACAUUUGAAUAUUGUUGUUAUAUAAUUGUGUGUGAAUUUUCACUAUAUGUUGGAUCUAAGUACAACAUGUUAUUUUAGUGUAAUAUUAUAUGUUAUAACUCAUAUGUUUGAUGAGAUUUGAUAUAAUUUAUCAGGAGAAGUAUAAUAUAAUGACUCUUUCCAUAUUUUCGGGUUAAACCGGGUGACCCAUUAACCCUUGGCCCACUAGCUUCACCGAGUUCGGGUCAACCCGCGGGUUGACAACCUAAUGAGACUUUUUGUUUGCCUCAUAACUUACAUUUUACAAUGGCUCCAAACUUGGAUGGGUUUCUAUUCAGCACAUAAAUUUUUAAUGAUGUAAAAUUUAUGAAACUAAGAUGCAUAUUAAUAAACAAUGUAAGGUCUCAUUUUCCCUCUUACACACUACAUAUAAUUGUUUACUUACCAUUAAAUCAAAGUCUUUCUAACUUGAGUAAGAGCUACAAUGACUUUUAUUAACUUUCACAACUCAUAUAUCACAAGUGUUCAAAUCAUUAUCAAGUGUUCAUACAAUGACUUUUAUUGUUGUGGAUUUCCCCCAAAAUGUUAGGUAUGCUGCUUUUAGUUUUUGCCUUUUUUUCGCUUUGAUUUAGCUUUUUAUGUGUUGCUCUAUUAGUUGAACUUGCAGCUGGAGAUCUGCAUGCUUUGUUUCAUUAUAUCAUUGAAUACACUAAAGUCAAUGGAACCAUGACUGUGUGAGUUAGUUUGUUUCUUUUUAAGUACACUCUAAACAUAUGGUUUGUUUCAUUAUAUCAUUGAAUACACGAAAGUCAAUGAAAAAGGCAAAAAAAUUUAUCGUAUACUGAAGAUUGAUUAUGUAUGUGUGAUGUAAAACAACUCUUAUCAUCGUUCUUCUUAGACAUUUUUAUAUAGAUAUGACUUUGUUUGAAAUAUGAAUUUAUGUUAGCGUAGUUGGGCGUUGUUUGUCAUUUUUUAAACUUCAUUAGUCAAAUACAUUAAAUACUUUCCUAUAUUAUUCAUGAAGAACUUACCAAAUUAAAUUGUUACUUCAAUCCUCAAUGUUUACUACACAAGUACACAUACACAUGAAAAUCAAACUCUACCGGCCAAAAGGCCGGGCCCUAAUCUAGUGUAUGUAUAUAUAUAUAAUCCAGCUAUGUUCCAGUUCCACGUUUGAGAAGUUACGGGCCUGGCCCAUUCGUCCAUCGAACCACUCUAGGCCAGGAGCCAGGGGAAGUUACAAAAAACCCUGCAAAUACCUCACGUUGCCCAAUACCGAAGAGGGAAACCUUCCCCCCAAAAAUCCCUCGUCAAUGGCGGCGAUGGGUUUCUUCUCCCUCCCCGUCGCCCGCCGAUGAGAUCCGUCUUCUCUCCCCGUCCUCCUCUCAACCCUCUCAUCUUCCCGCUAACCAGACCUCUCAUGGCUUCUUCCGGCACCCAAGUUCUUGACCCACCUCCCACUCCCGACGAUUCACUUUGUUCCAGCAGCCCUCUCCAACACCAAGACGCAGCCCAAACAGAAGAAGAAGACACUUCAACCGCGGCAUUCAGCGUCUCCCCCUCGCCCAACGGUUACCUUACCGGGGAUUCCCGGGCGGAACGAGCAUGGGCGCAUUGGAUCGAGCUUGGUCGCCCCAAGUUCAUCGUUGCUCCGAUGGUGGACAAUUCCGAGCUCCCCUUUCGGAUGCUCUGCAGAAAGUACGGUGCAGAAGCUGCUUACACUCCAAUGCUUCAUUCAAGGAUUUUCACCGAGAAUGAGAAGUACCGUAGCCAAGAGUUCACCACUUGCAAGGAGGAUCGGCCGCUUUUCGUUCAAUUUUGUGCCAAUGAUCCAGACACCCUGCUUGAAGCUGCUGGGAGGGUGCAGCCUCAUUGCGACUAUGUCGAUAUAAAUUUCGGUUGUCCUCAGCGGAUUGCCAGGCGAGGGUAUUACGGAGCUUUUCUAAUGGACAACCUGCCACUCGUCAAGUCCCUGGUUGAAAAGCUGGCCCUGAAUCACAUUCGUGUCUCUUGUAAAAUCCGAAUCUUUCCCAAUUUGGAGGAUACAAUUAGCUACGCGAAGAUGUUGGAGGAAGCUGGGUGCUGGGUGCUGGCAGUCCAUGGCCGAACAAGAGACGAAAAGGAUGGGAAGAAGUUCAGGGCCGACUGGAAAGUCAUUAAAGCUGUACGAGAAGCAGUGAGAAUUCCUGUUCUUGCCAAUGGCAACAUCCGCCACAUGGAAGACGUUCACGACUGUUUGGAUGAGACAGGCGUGGAAGGUGUGCUCUCGGCCGAGACUCUGCUCGAGAAUCCAGCGGUGUUUGCUGGAUACCGGACUCCUGAAUGGGUUUCCCCUGGCGGGGAAGAAGAAAGGCACAGAGAUGGAUUGCUCGACCAGGCUGAUUUGGUUGUGGAGUAUUUGAAGCUGUGCGAAAAGUACCCAGUGCCGUGGAGAAUGAUCCGUUCCCAUGUGCAUAAGAUGUUGGGAGAGUGGUUCAGGGUUCAUCCUCAUGUUAGAGAGGAUCUGAAUGCACAAUCCAAGCUGACCUUUGAAUUUUUGUAUGAUAUGGUGGAUCGUCUCAAGAAGCUAGGCGGGAGGAUUCCACUUUACCUCAAGGAUAAGGGUGUAGGCAAGUCCUAGAACUUAUGCUAGUUGAAUUAAGAGCAGCUGGCUGUUCUAUUCAUCCUCGCGUCAUGAACAGUGUAUAACCUAUACAGUGUAUGUUCAGUUUGUCCUGUGAUUCAUAGGAUGGCAGCCUGCAGGUUUUCUGUUGAUGUUCUUACUUCAUAGUACCCAUUGUGGUUUCGUCUUCCCGGGUUGUGGGAUGGGAAUUAGUCCACUUGUAUGUUUUGUAGACCAUUUGACAGGAAACUUCAGAUUGUUAUAUUCUCACCAUUGGAAGGAUUACUCUUAUGGG